Molecule: messenger RNA, 927 nt
Organism: Glycine soja
Lineage: Eukaryota; Viridiplantae; Streptophyta; Magnoliopsida; Fabales; Fabaceae
Product: beta-galactosidase-like
Exons: 4
Coding region: 1-927 (308 amino acids)
Biological process (GO): carbohydrate metabolic process
Cellular component (GO): vacuole; cell wall
Molecular function (GO): carbohydrate binding; beta-galactosidase activity
Source: RefSeq, a predicted model, not a curated record
AUGGGGUAUGAAGUUUUUAUAUUUACUCAGAACUAUGGUCCUUUCUUUGACAACAUCGAGGUGGGUGUUCUUGGUCCCGUUCAGUUGGUAGCAGCAGUUGGUGAUUAUGAUUAUGAUGAUGAGAUAGUCAAAGAUCUCAGCAAAAAAAAAUGGAGUUAUAAAGUUGGACAGCACGGGGAUUAUGACAUGCAUUACAACUAUGAGAACAGCCUUAAAACAUGGUAUACAGAUGGUAUUCCAACGGAAAGAAUAUUUACCACAUUCAAAAGUCCCAUUGGAGAUGAUCCUGUUGUGGUUGAUUUGAGUGGAUUAGGAAAGGGUUAUGCUUGGGUAAAUGGUAAGAGCGUUGGUAGGUACUGGUCAAGCUACCUCGCAGCUGAUGUGAAUGGUUGCUCUCCAAAAUGUGAUUAUCGUGGUGCAUAUACUUCCAACAAGUACCAUGUUCCACGCUCAUUUCUUCGUGAUGAUGAUCAAAACACAUUGGUCUUGUUUGAGGAAAUGGGACGCCACCCCUUUGAUGUCAAAUUUCUCACGGCAACUUUUGGGAAAGUUUGUGCAAAUGCUUAUGAAGGGCAUACAUUGGAAUUAGCAUGCAAUAAAAAUCAAGUCAUCUCCGAAAUUAAAUUUCCUAGCUUCAGUUCAUCAAAGGGUGAAUGCGGAUCUUUUCAACAGGGCAAUUGUGAAUCUUCUGAGGCUUUAUCGCUCAUUAAAGCGCAAUGCAUUGGCAAGGAUAAAUGCUCUAUUCAAGUUUCUGAAAGAACCCUUGGACCUACCGGGUGUAGAGUUGCUGAAAAUAGAAGAUUAGCAGUUGAAGCAGUUUAUGAUAUAAAAGUAAGCGACGAAGGGAGGAAACACUGGGUUUUAAUAUGUGCUUUGGGAAAUCAUUUAGGACUUAGUUUCAUUUUGGUUGUAAUGGUUUUGACUUAG